AUGCAAGACUCUUUGAACCCCCCCAUUGAAAUACCUGAAGACGAUAGAAUUGAUGAAUAUUUAGAGGAUUUCGAUAGGCAAAUCACAACAGAGGUCCAGCGGGAUUUAGAUAAACCCUUUGAAUUAACAGAGUCGGAAGUGGCAUUAAAACAAUCAAUCAAUAAAUCUGUACCUGGUGAAGACGGGUUUCCCUAUUCUUUUUACAGUUCUCAUUGGGAUAUGGUCGCCGACAGUCUAUUGAAGGAAGCAAAUCAAUUAAGAAUAACAGGAGUAUUGUUCCCGAUGUUUAAUAAAGUAUUAAUAUCGCUCAUCCCAAAAAAAGAGUCAUCCACACGAAUAGAUCAACAACGACCUAUAUCGUUGACCAAAGUAUCAACCUCGGAAAAAUAA
Hemisphaericaspora subhashii is the source of this 390-nucleotide messenger RNA. RefSeq lists its product as uncharacterized. NCBI's taxonomy places the organism in Eukaryota, Fungi, Ascomycota, Pichiomycetes, Serinales, Debaryomycetaceae. The transcript has a single exon. The record is from RefSeq and is a predicted model, not a curated record. Bases 1 to 390 code for a protein of 129 amino acids.